Messenger RNA from Sphaerulina musiva SO2202, 634 nucleotides. RefSeq lists its product as uncharacterized. The record is from RefSeq and is a predicted model, not a curated record. The transcript has a single exon. NCBI's taxonomy places the organism in Eukaryota, Fungi, Ascomycota, Dothideomycetes, Mycosphaerellales, Mycosphaerellaceae. The coding region runs from base 27 to 512 and encodes 161 amino acids.
CAGAACGUUCCAAAGAUAUCGAAUCAAUGGAAACAGCAACUCGCACAAUGGAAAAAGUCGUUCAGCCGCUCAUUUCUGCGAUUGCAGACGCACAAAAGCUCUUACUGAAUUCCGCGCACGAAGCCAUUUUCGGCGGCGAAAAGGAUCUUCUCGACGCAGGAUUCAGCGAUGGAGGAGAUAUGUCGGAUAUCGAACUCGAAGCCAUUUCGAGCAAAGUGAAAGCUUUGAAAAAAUUGGUCAUGGUGCCGCAAGCUGAUUGGAAUAAAAAUGAAAUUGCUGCGGCGACUAGUGCGUUGACGGAAGCGAGAGCCGAGUGGAAUAAGAAGGCGAGUGCUGUUGAAGCGGAGAAGGAGAAGGCUGAGGAGGCGCGUAAGAAGAAGGCUCAGGAGUUUGUGGAUUUGCAGGCUCAGUUGCUACAGGAGGCUGAAAGUGCCAACGCGGAAAAGGCUGCUGCUACUGAUGGUAGUGGUGGUGCAGCGCCAGUUUCGACGCCCGUUUUGCCAAUGCGUUAGGUAUGGGAAGACUGGAUCUUCGUAUGCUGUAGUGGACUUUUUUCCUGUUUGGAUGAGCUUUUCGAGGCGAUCUACUCUCUCCCGUAGAAUUCAACGAGCUGAAUAUUAGUUAGCCAUUGCCC